AUGUUGGCGGGUAUUCCAGAGGAGCGCACCGAGUUCCUCAAGCAAUAUGAUGACUGGUUUACUAUCGACACCCCCGAGCUCAAGAGAAUUACCGAUCAUUUUGUGAAAGAGCUGAACAGAGGCCUUUCAAAAGAGGGAGGUGAUAUACCGAUGAAUUUGACUUGGAUAACGGACUUCCCCAAUGGCUGGGAAGAAGGACGAGUGUUAACCAUAGACAUGGGCGGGACAAACUUGCGUGUCUGUGAUGUAUACCUUCCAGCUGGCAGGAGGGAUUUUGAACAGACUCAGAGGAAGUACAAACUGCCCGAGGAAGUUAAGACGGGCACCGGGGAACAGCUAUGGGGUUGGAUCGCCGAUCGCCUGAAAGGUUUCAUAGAAGACAAGCAUAUCGAGGCAUCAGAGUCAGAGAAGCUCCCACUGGCCGUCACAUUCUCGUUUCCAGUCUACCAGAAGCACAUCAGGAGUGGUGUGCUUCAACGCUGGACGAAGAAUUUCAAUGUGGCAGGGGUAGAGGGUCACGACGUUGUCCCGCAGCUUGAGGCGGCUUUGGAGAAGAAAGUAAGUAUUAUCAAGUCGUGUCUCAUUUUGACGUAUAGACGCAAUGGCUCAUUCGUCCAGAAAGUGCCGGUCCGACUCGUAGCCUUGGUCAACGACACGACAGGCACGCUUCUGGCCUCGCGCUACCGCGAUCCCCAUAUCCAAGUGGGCUCAAUCUUUAGCACGGGUUGCAAUGCUGCAUACAUGGAAACGUGCCAAAAUAUCCCGAAGCUGGGCAAGGGCGGACUUGCAGAAGGUGCGACGGUCGUCAUCAACACCGAGUACGGGGCAUUCGACAACGAUCGCCAAGUCCUUCCUCUGACCCCUUACGAUCUGCAAAUUGACCGGGAGUCUACACGACCCGGUACGCAGAUAUACGAGAAAAUGGUAGCUGGACUAUACAUCGGCGAGAUGCUACGCCUGGUGUUGGUCACCCUUUUCGAGGAAGGUAAACUCUUCAAGGGCCAAGACAUCAGUCGUCUUCGAAGGGAGAACGCUGUCGAUGCGACAUUUCUCUCCAUUGCAGAGAUUGAUGUUUCAGAAGGACUGCAUGAUACGCGAUAUGAGUUCGAAGAGAACUUUGGCUUGACACCGAGCCUGGAAGAUCUCAAGAUAUGCCGGUAUCUGAUCAGCCUCGUUAGUAAGCGUGCGGCGCGUCUUUAUGCCUGUGGAAUUGCGGCCAUCUGCAAGAAAAACAAUGUCAUGAAAUGCCAUGUUGGCGUUGAUGGCGCGGUAUUCAAUAAGUACAGUGGCUUCAAGUCACGGGCGGCUCAAGCUCUGCGCUCAAUCCUCGACUGGCCAGCAGAAGAGCUGGACCUGAUCGCGCUCAAUCCUUCGGAAGAUGGAUCAGGUGUCGGGGCAGCACUGGCAGCAGCGUUGUCCCUUGGAUGUGAUGUUAAGGAAAAAUCAUCCAAGAUCGCUUGUAUUGUUUAG
Penicillium daleae is the source of this 1470-nucleotide messenger RNA. RefSeq names its product putative hexokinase (gene hxkB). Lineage: Eukaryota; Fungi; Ascomycota; Eurotiomycetes; Eurotiales; Aspergillaceae. The transcript is spliced from 2 exons. Gene Ontology annotation, biological process: intracellular glucose homeostasis; glucose 6-phosphate metabolic process; glycolytic process. The record is from RefSeq and is a predicted model, not a curated record. The coding region runs from base 1 to 1470 and encodes 489 amino acids. Gene Ontology annotation, cellular component: mitochondrion; cytosol. Gene Ontology annotation, molecular function: fructokinase activity; mannokinase activity; glucokinase activity.